Molecule: messenger RNA, 6808 nt
Organism: Myxocyprinus asiaticus (Chinese sucker)
Lineage: Eukaryota; Metazoa; Chordata; Actinopteri; Cypriniformes; Catostomidae
Gene: ildr2a
Product: immunoglobulin-like domain-containing receptor 2
Exons: 10
Coding region: 73-2148 (691 amino acids)
Biological process (GO): pancreas development
Cellular component (GO): membrane
Source: RefSeq, a predicted model, not a curated record
AAGGCGGAUCGCGCGCCGCCCCUUCAGUCCCGUUACACACCGACUCAACAUUCCACGAGACACCGACUGAACAUGAACAUGAAGCGGAAAACACCAGACAAACACGCCGCAGAUUCUCGAACGGAUUAUAAAACGGACGGAUUUCAUGUGAUUUCACUUUUCAGAUGCUGGAUUUCACUCAUGGCGUUCACAGAUGUGUGGUGGUGUGAUGCUGUGCAGGUGUCGGUGCGUGAUGACCGGCGGUUUGCGAUGCUCUUUCAAUCAGUGGUUUUACCGUGUCAGUACACGAGCGUCUCGUCUCAGACUCCGGUGGUCCAGUGGUGGUACAAGUCUUACUGUCGCGAUCACAUGCGUGACGCCCUCCGUUUCCCCAACACGCUGCCACUGCAGGGCUCUGACCUCGGCUCUUCAGGUCACCUGGACUGUGGCGACAGCGGCCGGACAGUUCGUAUUGUAGCAUCUGGACAGGGCUCAUCCAUCACCCUCGCUGAGCACUACAAGGGCCGUGACAUCUCCAUCAUUAACAAGGCAGAUCUGCGGAUCGGUGAGCUGCAGUGGGGUGACAGCGGUGUUUAUUUCUGUAAAGUUGUUAUCUCUGAUGAUCUGGAGGGACAAAAUGAAGCUCAUGUGGAGCUGCUGGUGUUGGGUCAGACAGCUUUGGCCGAUGGUCUUCUACCUGGGUUUAAUGUGGAGAUUAUGCCAGAGUGGGUGUUUGUUGCGUCUGUAGCUGUUGGCAGUAUUCUCUUUAUUGUGCUGGUCAGUGUGUGCUGGUGUCAGUGUUGUCCUCAUUCCUGCUGCUGUUACGUCAGAUGCUGCUGCUGCCCAGAUACCUGCUGCUGCCCGCGACACUUAUAUGAAGCAGGAAAAGGGUUGAAGUCAACGCCACCCACACCGGUGCCCAUGUACCCUUCAUACUACAUACCUGGGAUGCCAACCAUGGUGCCCAUAGCGCCACCCUCUCUCAUAGACCCUCACCUGUCCACCGCACCCUCAGUAGACAACAACAUCACGCCAGUGCGGAGUGGUUUCCAUUUGAAGUCUGUGUCAGAUCAGAGUCAGAGCUCUCUGAAGUUGCUGCAGUACGUGGAGAAUCAGCUUGCUCAGUUCAACCCAUCACAGACGCUCAGCAGCAAACAUGACUCCUGCAGUAUGUCUGAGUUGAGUUCAUUACAUGAUGCAGAAAAUGACUUCCAUCAAAUGUAUCAACAAGUCCAAAAGAAGGCUCUACCGGCCAUCCCUGAUCUCGAUGACCCCCCUGAUCUCCUGACCACAGAUUUAUCAGCCGUUCGUGAUGGAAGAUGCAUACGACAGCCACAUCAUAGAAAUCGGGUGGCGGACGAAAAUCCCAGGUGGAACCCUCGUUCAGAACACUUACAGAGGAAGGCCUUCCAGGAGCAUGGACGCACUGGAUCUUUGGAUGAGCUUGAAGAGUUCGCAAUGACAUAUAUGCAACGAGGUCGUCACGGCGACUUCGUUAACAGGGGGGACAACUACAGAGGGCAUGAACGGGAGUGCGAGAGGGAAAGAGAGCAAGAACGUGAGCUGGAACGUGACCGCUAUCCAUUUCACUGUUCCAAACGUUAUUCUCCGAAGGACAGUCCAGUGCAACUCCCACCAAACCCCCCACCCUUACCUGGGAAAUGCCGGGACACCUGGGAGAGCGAUCAGCCGCAGCGGGAUCCACGAGAUCGUGGUCAGAUCGAGAGGCAUGACUAUAACAAUGCCCUACUCAACAGUUUACUGGAGCGUAAAGCUAAAGCGGGGAAAAGCAUUUCUUCUAAAGCAGGACGGACAGAGGAAGACUCCAACAUGCCUUCCAGAAACAGUUCCAAAAAGAGUAGCGAGCAUUUCUACAGCAGGUCUCCAAGCAACCCAUCGCCUCACCAACGGACGGCAGAGGAGAAUGAAUCUUUGCCGCCCUACACACAGAAGCAAACAGAGCGUUCCUGUGUAAUGGAGUCUGGACAACGACCUUUCAACUACACGCACUCCAGUCAUGGCUCCUCUCCAAAUGCUCAGGAGAGCAGAGAAGAGCCAAACCACCCUCGUAAAGUGACAUUUUCUGAUGAACCAAGUGCACGGCUUAAUUCCGACCUAGGUCUUUCAAUUACGGUUCGAUUUGUACCUCGAUUUGACAACAGAAAAUAACCUGUACACAGGUAACGAGAAUGUUAAGAAAGCCAAAAAUAUGUGCUUGCUUGCUACUUAAUUCCUCCCCAAAAUGUGUUUGAAGCACAGCUUACACAGUGUUGAAACUCUAACACAACUAGCAUUACAGUAAUGAUCAUCAUACAUGCAAGCAGCUUGAUAUUAAACUCCUGAGAGAAAGAAAUAAAGAUCAGGGUUCAUUUCUGAACUGAGUCAAAUUCAGAACAUUCUUAAAGGAAUAUUUCAUGUUAAAUGUUCAGUGUCUGUAACAUGCUGUCCAUAGAAACGUAUUGAGGGUUAGAAUAGAAGUCUAUGAGGUGACGUAUCUCUUAUAUUGCCCCAUAGAAUUCCAUAGAAAGUACAUUACUGUCAAUACAUUUGUUUGUUUUUACAAAGACCGGUGCUGUCAAUAGAGCUUUAAUUGCAUUUACUACUUGUAACUUAAUCCUUUAACCUCCUGAGACCCGAGCGUGACUGCUGUGUGCAUUUUCCAUUUCCCUUUUUGAUUUUUAACUAGAAGCACCAAAUAAACAAGCAAAAAAAAAAAAAAAAAUCCUAAACAUUGAUGUCCUUGUAUGUGGACAGCAGGACUUAUGCUGCGUUCCAUUUGUCUCGGAAGUCGGAGCUCAGGACUCGGAUCAACGUCAUAUCCGUUAAAAAAAAACAAGAAAUCCGAGUUGAAUGCGUUCCAUUACACACAACACGACAAGUCGGAAAAAAAGAUGGACGCCUCCAGGAAAGUAAUUGUUGCACUAGCUCUUUUGGAGUACAGAGAGCUACAAAAUAAGUAUGCCCUUCACCUAAGAGACCUCGAGGAAGAUGACAGAAAACAGAGAAGGUAUGUUAAUGUUUCCGUGUAUUUAAUUGUAUGAAAACAUGUUAACCACGUUUUAAUUGAACCAGUGGUGUAAACAAAGGGCAAUGCCCUAUGGAAGUACAAAUGUAUAUUUGCAAUAUAAAUUUGCCUGAUGGGGUUUAUGUGUAAAUGGUUUUACGGUUUGUAACGUUAGGCAGUGUUGUUGUAGCAACAUUGACCAUUGUUGUUGUUAGCAGCAGUGACCUAACCAAUUUUAGCUGUACCAGUUUAUAAACAACACAUUACGCGGUAAUUCACGCGUAACAGGAUCGUAGCAACAUGCUUAUAGGCAACGGUAUUACAGCAUUGUGUGUACGACUUACUAAAUUGGACACAAAAAAGACAAAAGUGCUAAAAAUAAACUUUGAACCCACAGCAUACUACAGUCGAUGCCAUCUUGCUUUCUGAACUCAGGGUCCUCUGAGUUCAUCUGAGUUUCCGAGUAGGAAUUCCGACAUCGGGGGGGCAUUCCAUUUGUCAGUUCCGGUCUCGGAACUUGGAAAAUAACUCGGAGCUCCGACUUCCGAGACAAAUGGAACGCAAGAUAAGUUGUGAAAUGUUAAAUUAUAUAAAGCUAUAGAAAGUCAGAUUUUUUCAUCAAAUAGUUUAUUAUGUGUCCAGGAGUGUUGAUUAUUCAUGUGUUUGAGACGUUACAGACAUUACAUCAGAAAUUAGCAUAAUUAAUUCAGAUUCAAAGUAAUGUCCAGCAUCAUCCAAUCACUGUCAAUCAUGUUAAAAUAAAAUGAUACAUUAUAAAUUCUGAAUCUAUGUACUGAUUAUUAACUAACAUGUUUUUUCUACUUUUAAGGAAAUGCGGUGCCAAUUUUCACGCAAGCGGACAUCAUGUUUAUCAGCAUGCGAAAAAUGAAACAAUUUUUUAAAGCAGCAUAUCAAACGAAAGUAGAGACUGUACUCUUUACAGCCAAACAGGUUUCAAUAAAAAAAGAACUUUUUUACCAGAGUCACUUUUGUUGGUUCUGCGUCUGUAGGAGCGCUUCACGGAAAUCAACGUCACGCUGUUGUGUCACAUGACUCGGUGCGUCAGAAGUUUAACCCUUAAAUGACAGUCUAGAGUCUUGUGAACAGUAUUUAUUUAAAUUAUGCAUUGCGUAUAGUGAAGCCAAAAUACAACGUCCACGCAUGUGCACACGGGGUCGCACAAGGUUAAAGUUAAAAGCAUCAAAUUAUCAAAAAAAUCGAAUUGUGAAAUGUUGCCGACACUCAACACAGAUAGUCACAGUCUGAUGAUACAAGAGAAACUGAGGAGCUCUACAAUCUAUUGACAAUCCAAAAGCAAAUAAGCUUCAUUUACAAAGAGAAAUACAGAAGGAAAUCUUAUUGAGUGCAACUGAAAGAAUCAUUAAGUGUUUCAGGUUUUGCUUUAUAAUAUGUAUUUUUGUUCUUACUGUUUGUUUGCUGUAUACUUCAUAUGUGUUUAUAACAAUUCCAGAAUAAUCACUGACAGCGCUUCACCUGCCGACUGUUCACACUCUCACUGCUAAUCAACGCUAAACUAACCCAUCAUCAUUAUCAUCAUCUCGCUGUGCUGGUUCUGCUCACUCUCUCUUGUGUCUCUCUCUGAACAGAACACACUCCUCAUCAGAGAUUCACUUAUAGUCUGAUGUCCUGACACACACACGACGAGUCACCGCUUGCAAAUAUUCCAACACUUCUUCUGCAAACACACUGCAACACAACUGUGGACAAACCGACGUAUGUGAUUAGGGCCUGAACCCCCUGAAAGGAAGAGCAGAACAAAACUUUUAGUUCCGGUGUUGAUGUGUUUCCUGUUGAUACAGGAAGUUGGUGCGAAACAUAUCGAAGGGCUCAUCUUUAGUUUACAUCACAGCUGUAAACAUGUUUACUACUUGAUACUGCUAGUCGGUGGCUAAAGGUAUUUAUAAUUUAGGAAGGACAUUGUCAUUCCAGAGAGCAUUUGAUUGGACAAGACUUUGUAUACGGCCCUGAGCAGGAGAUGAUGUCAUCAAUAUUUUUGGUCCAUUUUCUCAAAGUUUAUUUUGUCAUCUUUGAGAAGUACACUAGAUGCCCUCAAAGUGAACAAACAUGGACUAAAAGCAACACAGUUGACCCUUCACUAAGCCCCGCCUUAAAGGUGCUUCUGACCAAUCCUGUCUUAGCAACUGUUGCCCUGCCGCCAUUACUCUGACACGCGUUUGCCUUUUUACAAUGGGAGUCUAUGGGAGUAAUAUGUGUUUGAGUACUUUUAAGCGGGAUUUUAAUAAAAAUAAUCAAAAAAAUUUACAAAAUGUUGUUGCCGGGUCACCCAGAGAGGAAACACGAGUUUUUUUUCUUUCUUUUUAAAUAAAAAUCUUCAAAUAAAUCUGAAGAAGAGUAUGUUAUGGAUUAAAAUGUGUCAGCCCUCAUUCCCAAAUGAACAUAUCUACAACCACACCUACAUUUACUCCAAGAUUUACAAUUACUUAAAGCUAAUAACUGAACGUUAAUUCAUGUAUUGAUUCAAGUCAUAGUAAAAGCAAUAGUAAAUAAAGAGUGUAUAGCAUCAUAAUGAGUGUGUUUUGAGAAGUUUAGAGCAGUUUUGUUCACUUACACUAAUGUUAUUAGAUGUGUAAUCGCUAUUAAAUGAAGUUUUUCUCUUUUCAUGUGACUUUGAUAAUCGUUUGCCUUGAUUCUGAUUCACAGUCUACACACUUUUUAAUCACAUUACUGUGUAAUUUAACAAUUUCUUUUACACAAAACUUCAGAUAAAUGUGCAUUACAAUGUCACUCUUCAUACCAGCACAUGUAAAAACAUUAUCCAUACCGUUUAUGAGAAUAUUUUGCCAGAAACCGCAUCGUUCACGUCAAUCUUCCAUUCAUUCCUAUAGGAAGUUCUGCAGAGCUUGUCAGAGCGAGCAACCGUAACCAAGGGGGGCGGAGCUUAGCGAAGGGUCAGUUUUGAUUUCAUGAGGUCUUUCAUGUUCAAAUGUGUCUGAAUGAAGCUUCAUUCAUGAGGUACAAUAACAGUCUCAUCAUUAUAUAGUUGAAUAAUAAAGUUACUCUUGAGUAUAUACUGUCAGCUAACUGAGUUUCCACUGCUAUAAUGAUCACUCGUCUUCUUGUUUGUACUUUGUUUUUAGCACAAAAAAACCUAGUCCACUGUAGCUUAAAUUACAUAAAAUAUUUUUGAGGUAUCAAUGAUGCUAGUUUUCAUGUGAACAACAUUAUAUAAAUUAUAAUAUUUCAAGUGUUCAGAACUAUUGGCCAAAUGUUGAUGUUAAAUAAAGAGUUUCAGGUCCUGGUAAAUUGCUCUCGAGAAACUCCUGCAAUCACCUCUGUGUCAUCUGCCAAACACGUCACACAUCACAUCACUGUUGCCCUACAGUAUUCUGCUUUAUGACAAAUGAGCAUCAGUAAACUGAGUGUGUCACACUGAAGACAGCGAAGACACCAGCGACCUCCACCAUGACAUCACUAGACGAUGAGGUCAUCAGUGUUUGUUCUCUGUCACACAAUAAAUGACAUUCAUUAUAACUGUGACAUGCUAACCUACAGUGCCUUAACUUUACAUUAGCAUUCCUUUAUAUUCUUGAAAUGUUUGUUAUACGUGUUUGUUUGUCAUGUUAAUUGACUGUAUCAAAUCUAAAAAGAUUUUUGUAGCAAUACUUGAGAAAAUGGUUAAUAUAAUGACAACUUUGCUAUGAGGACCGAAAAACAUUUUUAUGUAACUUUGUUUACGUGUUUUUGCAUUUGUUUACAUUUUAUAUAUGUAUAUUUUCUGUAAACAGGCUCAUGUUAACUACAUCAUCAAAUGAAUUUUAAUAAAAAACAUGUCAUUUUAACUCA